Musa acuminata AAA Group (dessert banana) is the source of this 3168-nucleotide messenger RNA. RefSeq names its product small ribosomal subunit protein mS78 (rPPR3a)-like. Gene Ontology annotation, molecular function: protein binding. The transcript has 4 exons. The record is from RefSeq and is a predicted model, not a curated record. Bases 37 to 1242 code for a protein of 401 amino acids. NCBI's taxonomy places the organism in Eukaryota, Viridiplantae, Streptophyta, Magnoliopsida, Zingiberales, Musaceae.
CCUAUCCGCCGCCCGUCGGCAAACUAAGCUUGAAGGAUGAGUUUAAGCUUUCGAGUUCGCCUUUUCGUACGCCGCUUCUCCUCCUCCACCGCUACCACGGUGGUGGGACCUAGCCCGGACCCUAACCCCCGUUCGUACACGGAGACGCUCGCCGUUACCAUCAACAAACUCUCCAAGGAGCGCGACCCCGACAAGCUCGCCGCCGGCUUCAUCGCCGCCUCCGCCUCCUACCGCUUCCGCUGCCGCCACCGCAUCUAUGAGAUCGCCGUCCGCCGCCUCGAAAAGGCCGGCCGCCUUGACGCUGUCGAGGCCAUCCUCGAGGCCCAGAAGCGGUUCCCCUCCGACCUCGCCCGCGAGGGCUUCGCCGUCCGUCUCAUUUCCCUCUACGGCAAGGCCUCCAUGGCCACCCACGCCGCCACUACCUUUCGCCAGCUUCCCGCCCUCGGAACCCCGCGCUCCGUCAUGUCCUUCAAUGCCCUCCUCACCGCAUUCGCUGACUCCGGCGAUGUCGAGGGCCUGGUCGCCGCUUUCCGCGAUAUUCCUGCCGCCGACACCACCAUCGUCCCGAAUCUCAUCUCCUACAACGUCCUCAUCUGCGCCCUCUGCGAAAAAGGCGAUCUUGAUGCGGCCCUGGGUACGGUAGACCUCAUGGAGAGGAAUGGGAUAUCUCCUGAUGUGAUCACCUGCAACACCCUCCUGCAUUGGUCCUACGAGAAGAAGGAAUCUUCGGAAGCCGAAAAGAUUUGGGCUUUGAUGUGGAAGAAGAACAUCGAGCCCAACAGAAAAAGCUUCAACACGAAAUUGAGGUGGCUGGUUUCAGAAGGGAGGACUGCGGAAGCAGCUAAGCUCGUCGACCAGUUGAACCACGUCGGGCUGCAGCCGGACGCCUUCUCCUUCAAUGCGCUUAUCAAAGGGUAUUUCCAAGAAGGGAACUUGGAGGAGGCCAAGAGGCUGUUUUCAGAUUUUGCGAAGAACCAAUGCGCACCAAACAAGGGGACCUUUGAGAUUAUUAUCCCUUACCUUUGUGAGGCCGGUGAGCUCGACUUGGCUCUAAAAUGCUGCUAUGAUAGCAUGAAUACGCGGUGUUUUGUGGAAGCGGCAGUAUUCCAGAGGGUGGUGAACGGAUUGGCAAAGAGUUCGAGGAUGGACGAGGCUACAAAGCUUGUGGAUGUUGGAAGGAAGAAUAAUUAUUCUAGGAAGAGCCUUCGGAUUCCUUCAUCCAAUUUGAGCUUGGCCGUAUAGGGUUUUACCAUUUAAAGAUGCUUCUUUAAUCUGGCUGCCUAUCAUACUAUUUAAUCUACUUCCUCAGAACCUUCUUAGACUCAGAAGAAGAAACUUAAAGGAUGCCAGACAAGCUUUAUUCAGAUAAUGGAGCAGGUUAAUGGCACCUACAAAUGUAUUCUUCUUAUUCUUAUUCUUAUCAUAUGAGGCAUUGGAAGAAACACUAUUCUUGAGGUUGAAAGAAAUCCUUUAACAUGAUCAACAUUCUGAAUUGUUUACAUUCUUGACAACUUUGCAAUAAUGUGUGUGUUCAAAAUUACAAGCUCUUUGGCAAAUUUUUGUGCUCACAAAUUGCUUGUAUCACAUGAGAAUUGAAAACAAGAUAGAUCCAAAAUGAUGGUUAAGCAUUUCUCUCGACUUGUUGAGGUCAAGUCCAGUAAGCGAAAUUAAUGAGUAUUCUCUGAAGUUUCAGAGUUUUAGUCAACCAUUCUUGAAACCUGAUGGUCAAACAUCUCUCUCAGUCAAAUUUGCUUCAAAAAGUGGUAUUUUCUUCAUUUCAUACUCAAAUGCGCUUUCUGUUGAUGAACAUUUGAAGAAGACAUGUCAUCUCAGCAACUUGAGGAUACUUCUGUAGAAUGUGAGCAUAAGGUGAGAGAAAGCAGCAAGGCAGAAAUCCAAGACAAACCAUGGGCCAAGAAAAGUAAACAGAAUCUAGUAAAGGCUCAAUGGGAAAACACAGAUCCAGGAAAAGCAAAACCAGCUUCAGUUCACAGAAACAGAUAUCUCAAUCAGCUCUUACAGCACUACAUGCAUCAUCAAGAAGUUGAAGGAAGCCGCUGCAUUUGAAGCAGUACAAUGCAUGUGAAGUGGUCUGCUUCGCUGCAUCCUGCUGGCCAAGUUGGUGAGGCCAGAGAUCCCAAGGUUGCAGACUUCUUCAUCUCAGAAAUGGAGGGGGAUAAGGUGUGGUCCAGAGCAGGAAAGAUUCCCCGAAGCAACAUGGGGAAUCCUCAUCUCUGCCUUUGCGAAAGGCAGCAGCUUGAGCUUUAUAAAAGGUGAGUUCUAUGGGAGCAUCCCCCUUCGACGCUUGCUUUGCGAAUGCCACCACCGAGGGUGAUCGAGGUCCGAUCAGGCGAUCAGAGCUCGCACUCGCAGAAAUGGCGAGUUGCCUUCACGGAAGACGCGUUCCGUUGCUUGCGGCGGGGAUGCUGUUGGAAAGGUGUUUGGUGAAGGGUCGCUCUUCAACCCGCUACUGUUCGGGAAGUUCUUCGACCCUGCCGAUACGUUCCCGUUGUGGGAGUUCGAGGCGGAGACAUUGCUCUCUGGCCCUGGGAACACCUCCAAGACCGCCUUUGAUUGGUCUGAAACAGACUCAGAGUAUGCUCUGAGAGCUGAGUUACCAGGUACUGGUGUCUCCUUCUACAGGAAACAGAUCUAUCUAUGUCCAUAUAUCAUCGAUAGAAUCUCAACACCAUGCUUCUCAGUUGGUGAAAGGAAAUGUGACGUAGAAAUAUGUGGCGUGAAGGAGAAGGUGGUGGAGAUCAGUGGCUUGUGGCGUGGGUGAGAAGCUGAAGCAAGGGAGUGGAAGACCGGCCGCUGGUGGGAACAUGGCUUCGUCAGGCGACUUGAGCUGCCACCGGAUGCAAACUGGAAGAAGACUGAAGCGUACAUCAACGAUGACAUCUUUCUGGAGAUCAAAAUCCCAAAGACUGCUUCUGGCAGUAAUCUCUGUAUGUCCAUUUGUUCCUGCAGGAAGAGAGUAGGAGAUGGUGUAUAUGAUAGCCGAAGAAUGCUUUCUCUCUCCCACCCACAAGGAUCUCAAUUGAAGGAUGAAGUCAGGAUGCGCAGUGCUGCAUCCACAACAUCGGCAAAGGCACCACCAACACUCAUAUCAGUUUCUGGAUCAAAUGGGUAUGGCUUCAUAGUCUCUGUAGCUUCCAAGAUUUCAUC